Molecule: messenger RNA, 6750 nt
Organism: Gadus chalcogrammus (walleye pollock)
Lineage: Eukaryota; Metazoa; Chordata; Actinopteri; Gadiformes; Gadidae
Gene: fbxo41
Product: F-box protein 41
Exons: 15
Coding region: 563-3043 (826 amino acids)
Molecular function (GO): protein binding
Source: RefSeq, a predicted model, not a curated record
CGACCGGGCAAAACGCAGCAUCAACGGAUUGUCAUUACAUAUAUUAUGGUUGCAUCCGCUGUCAAUUCUUUGAGUCGAGACUAGUGUUACUACUAGCGCCAGCAAUUGCUUUUGCCGUGCGUACCUCUUGCAUGCACUGCAGGCCUGGUGUGGAUUCUGCUGCAGAGUGGCGCGCUGACGUCAACAAAUGGCUCGAGCGGUUUGGUUUUAACCGGAGCGGAAAAAAAAAACGGGGGGACGCCAGAGAGGGCCCUUGCUCGCCAGAUCAAAAGACCACAGACAAAAAGACAACAACCCAGUGAACUGGCAUCGCAGAGAGGUGCAUCCACAAUGUCUGCACAAUGCCUGAGCCCGCUCUAGACCCUUCCUGGAGGACCCCGGCUGCCAACCGGCCAUCCGCAACCCGCCAGCAGCUCCCCGUAGCCCCCCGCUGCCCUCAGUUCACCAUGAAAGGGCCCGCCUGGCGCGCCCACAUGGUACCCUCGUACCGGCGCUGUCGCCGGGCCGCGUGAGAGGUACUGCCCUGCCCCCCCCCCCCCUCCCCCUCCCGACCACGCAAGGCAUGGCCUCGCUGGACCUGCCCUACCGCUGUCCUCGCUGCGGGGAGCACAAGCGCUUCCGGAGCCUGUCUUCGCUGCGCGCCCACCUGGAGUACAACCACACGUACGAGACGCUGUACGUCCUCUCCAAGUCCAACAGCGUGUGCGACGCGGCCGCCCUGCUGCCGCUGGUGGCCGAGGGCGCCCUCCUCACGCCCGCCAACAACAACGACCCCUUUGACCUGCGGGCCUCGGGCUUCAAGGAGCGGCCGUUCAGGGAGCUCCACGGGCCGGACGAGCUGGGCCUGGUGCCCGGCCACUCCAACGCCGCCGCCCGCUACGUACCCAACCUGGAGUUCCCCCUCGGGGACAUCUUCGUCAAGAAGGCCAUGACGUCCUCGGACCAGGGUUCCCAUGGAAACCCCGGCACGGCGGUGGCGGUGGCUGCCAACGUUGCGGCCAGCGCGGUGGAGGCGGCCUACGAGGAGGGCCUGGCCAGGCUGAAGGCGCGGGCGUUUGAGCGGCUGGACCUGGACGAGAGGCUGGAGAAGCUGUCUGAGGAGGUGGAGCAGAAGAUAGCGGCUCGCGUGGGCCGGCUCCAGGCGGAGCUGGAGAGGAAGAGCUCCGAGCUGGAGCGGGCCAAGCACGAGAGCCAGCAGCUGAGCCAGGAGAAGACGGACCUGGAGGACAAGGCCUCGGAGCUGUCCCGCCAGGUGGACGUCUCUGUGGAGAUGCUGGCCAACCUGAAGCAGGACCUGGUCAGCAAGGAGGAGGAGCUGAACCACAAACAGCAGGAGGUGGCCCAGAUCGACCAGUUCCUGCAGGAGACGGCCGCACGCGAGGCCAACGCCAAGGUGCGCCUGCAGCAGUUCAUCGAGGAGCUGCUGGACCGCGCCGACCGCGCCGAGAAGCAGCUGCAGAUCAUCAGCAGCUGCGGCAGCACGCCCAACGGCAGCCUGGGCCGCUGCAGCUUCCAGGGGUCAAAGGGCAACGGACGGCAGAGGAACUCCAGCAUGUCCGGGAGCACCAGAGGCAUGUACCAGGUAUCAGACAGACGCUCGUCACCUAGCACCGGGGUGUCGGGCCGGGUGAAGUCUGUGUCCCAGGGCUCGGGGGGCUACGACAGUGACAGCGUGGAGAUGCACCCCAUGGAUGAGUGUCCCGAGUCCCAGUACUACCACGUCCAGUGUCGCAUGGGGGAGGGCGGCUAUGAGCGCUCCCCUGGCUCGAGGAGCUGGGGUCUCCGUAAGCAGGCCAUCCAGAACUGGCAGCGGCGGCCGUACCGCAACAGCACAGAGGGCGAGGAAGGGGACGUGUCGGACGUGGGCUCCAGGACCACCGAGUCGGAGGAGACGUGGGAGCAGGACCGCGGCCGGGCCGUGGCCGAGGUGCAGCAGUCAGCCGCCCCCCACCCGCACCACCGACGGUACCGCCACAGCUCAGGGCGGUCGGAAGGCGGCUACAACCGGCCCUGCCGCCACGAGAGGAGCCCCGGCAAGUCCAACGAGGUGAUCAGCCCGGAGAUCCUGAAGAUGCGGGCGGCCCUCUUCUGCAUCUUCACCUACCUGGACACCAAGACCCUGCUGCAGGCCGCCGAGGUGUGCCGCGACUGGAGGUUCGUGGCACGCCACCCGGCGGUGUGGACCCGCGUGCUGCUGGAGAACACCCGCAUCUCUUCAAAGUUCCUAGGCACCCUGUCUCAGUGGUGCACACAGACCCACUCUCUGAUCCUGCAAAACCUCAAGCCCAGACCCAGGGGCAAGAAGGAGACAAAGGAGGAGUACCUGAAAAGCACACGAGGCAGUCUGGAGGACGGCCUGGAGGCCCUGCUCAAGGCCACAGGCAGCAACCUGCUGAUCCUGAAGGUGUCUCACUGUCCCAACCUGCUGACCGACCGCUCCCUCUGGCUGGCCAGCUGCUACUGCAGAGCCCUGCAGGCUGUCACCUACAGGAGUGCCACCGACCCGGUGGGUCAGGAGGUGAUCUGGGCUUUGGGAGCCGGCUGCAGAGACAUCAUCUCCCUGCAGGUGGCGCCACUACACCCAUGCCAACAGCCGGCUCGCUUCAGCAACCGAUGUCUUCAGACCAUAGGACGGUGCUGGCCUCACCUCCGGGCUCUGGGCGUUGGCGGGGCCGGGUGUGGCAUCCAGGGCCUGGCCUCUCUGGCCAGGAACUGCAUGCGUCUGCAGGUGCUGGAGCUGGACCACGUCAGUGAGAUCAACCAGGAGGUGGCUGCCGAGGUCUGCAGGGAGGGCCUCAAGGGCCUGGAGAUGCUGGUCCUCACCUCCACGCCGGUCACGCCAAAGGCCCUACUGCACUUCAACAGCGUGUGUCGUAACCUCAAGUCCAUCGUGGUCCAGAUCGGCAUCGAAGACUACUUUGAAGAUCCCAACAGCCCUGAGGCCAGGAAGCUGUUUGACGAGAUGGUGAACAAGCUGCAGGCCCUGAAGAAGAGACCGGGCUUCUCCAAGAUUCUCCACGUUAAGGCAGACAGCCUAUGCUAACACCCCCAGCUUCCCCUACAGGAAGGCAGUCAGCCUACGCCAACACCACUAGCGCCGCUGCAGGAGGGCAGACGGCCUACGCUCAUACCCUUUAGCUCAGCUACGGGUCUCCACAAGGGACAAGCUUUGCUCCUUCUCCUCCUCGACCCCCAGAUACACUCGUUGAGCCCGAGCCAAUGAAGCUCAAUCAUCUCUCUAAAGAAAAGAUCAUCCAGAAACAACAGUGACCACAGACAAAAUAAAAACGGAGAAACCAAACCAACAAAAAAAAGCUAUCGCGCUAGCAACAGAAGACAGCACAGCCAGGGCCAACCGCGAGUCACGAACAUUUUGGACAACAAACUGGAAUCUGCUCUUCCCUCUUGGAAAAUUCCGGCCUUUGUAGAAGUAUUAGUCGCCAGGCUUAAGAAACACGGGUGUUUCCACACCGCACCCAACCAAGACUUUCAGAAGAAACCAAGUUCAAUGCUAGCAUGACUCUUACCGAGUCAUCAUCUGGUUUCACAGACGCAUAACAACAGAGCAAGACUCAACAUCUGGCAACGAGGCUUUGUGAUUUCCCAAGAGAAACUAUUGAGUCAAUGUCAUCAUAACGCAACAAGGCGUUAUCCUCGCGUUUUUUCUCAGUAUGAUUGCCGAUUUUGUUUGGAUUGAUUGAUAGUCGGUGUACCUCAAGUUCACCAAAUUAAUAGCCAGAUGAUCAAAAUUACCCGGCCUGUGCCACACCUGGUUCAUUACAACAAGUAUAGACAACUUUCGAUAGGAUGAACAGCUUCUGAAGCCGCUUCUGAAGCUACUUCUGAAGCACGGCGUGAGGAGCCAGGUUGAGCUUCCAGCACACUGACCGUCUUUAUCCACAGCCCCCGUCGUCGCUGCAUGGAAUGGUUGCUAUGGUAGCAAUACAUUUUUUUUUCUUCUUCAGCUGCCAAUGUGUUCUGCUUUGCAUAUGUGUGGAGGUUUAUUCUUUAUUAGAUCAGAAACCAUCACCAUACAGCGCCCCUUCACACACUGACUACCGCGUAGCAAGGAAAACAUGAGCGUACGCCUGUGACGUUAAAGAUGAGAAAGAUCCAAAGAAUAAAUAGGUUGACACAAAAGGCGUUGGUUAAACCAUUGAUGGACCUGCUAUGUUAUUCUGAAAAGGUUUGGGUGUAGAUGUAUAGUUCCUUCCCCCCUCCCCCCGCACCCCCACUGUGCGUUCAUUCAUCUGUCCUAGCUUUUCUGUUUUGAUGGUUUUUUGUCCUCUGAUAUGAUCAAAUAUGCAGUAUGUGAUAUCCUUGGAACAGGGCUGCAAAUCACAUCAACGGCGCCCCUCACUGCGGUGGCAAUACGCUCAUUUGCUGUGUUUUCUCCAGUGUGCUAUUCAAGUGAAAUGAACGGCAAUGUAAUGAAAGGCAUAGAGCAGAAACUAGUGGAAAACCAACAACAACAGUGUACUCGUUAUAGAACCCAUUUUAUAAUGAGCAUCAAGAGGUCGCCCCUUCUUGUAUUAUACUGUAUCACUAUAUACGCCAUGCUGUUGUUCUACACUCUUAAGGUGCCAUCCUCACAGUGCUUUUUUUUGUAUGUGUGAGAGAAAAUGGUCUGUGAACAUCCUCCAGCGCCAUCUAAUGGAGGUGUGUGUUAAUGACCUACAUUGGCUAGUGGCACUGGAAGCUGGCCCUCAAGACAGUCCACUUGCAUGGAUAUAAAUGUCAAAUCCAAGCCAUGUGAACUCAUGUAUCUCUAUCGUGACUGCCUAAACCCCAUCAGCAUAGCCUAGCGUAACGUUCUAGCAUUUCAAUGAAAGAUUGUAGAUACUAAUUCCAUGACUGGUGACUUGACUAACGGGAUCAAUUCUAAAUCACUUGUUCUUCAAAUAUUAAGUACAAUAUCUUUAUGUACAACGCCUUGUGACGAUUUGUUUACCAGCUCUGGCCUGAAAGCUCAUCUUCGGCCAGCUGAAGGCUAAACUCUGGCCAUUCCCCCAAACAUGUCUGGUUAAAGUGUGUAGGAGAAGGUUCUAGAUGCCAACAGAAUAUAGUGUUGAGUGCGCUCCAACGCAUUACUUGUUACCGUACCAAGUUAAAGUGUGAGGGUGGAUUGGGUCGUUUUGGCUUUCGCCUUUUUAAAGUUUGUAAGGUUGUGGUGUGUGAGUCGUCGAUACAUUUCCAGUACGUUUGAGGUAGAAGAAAAAAGGCACAAUUGUUUUUCGGAAAGGCUUUGACACACUCGGGAAAACACAUUGCACUCGUUUCUUUUCUGGUUUCAGACAAUCUUGCCUUCGCUACGACAUAAAACUGUACAUAAGUGGUUAGAUAUGGAAAACUUAAACCUAUGAGGUUUGUAUUAUAUCAAAGUCAUAAAAAUGACCUUUUCCUAGGGAUACAGUUUACAGAUGCAGUCUGUAAGCAGCCUCUUCAAAGUGCAAAGAACAACAAACAAAAUAUAUUAUGUAUUACGGUAGUGUUGACAUUGCAGUUGUGAAUUAUAGAUACUUUAUAUUAAAUGUGCAUCAGAGUCAUAUAGAGAUCGAAAUUAUUUAAGGAAAUGAUAAAGAUAAUAAUUCAGCUAUUUAUUUAUUUAUAUAUAUAGGUAUAUAUAUAUAUAUAUAUGUAUACACAAAAAAAGAAGCAAUGUCUAUAAUGUUGGCAUGUUUGUGUUUAAGCAUCAAUCAUUGAGUUGCCUUCUUUAAGUGUUCUGCUGUCGAUGCCAGAGAAAUGAUUAGAUGUUUAAAAGCUUUGAUUGCUUGCAGGUUAACCCCAUACGUCUUUCUUUAAUCAAGUCUAUUGUUGCACUAGUGAGAGAAAAAAAAAGAAUAUCAGAUGUUUAUUAUUAGAGUGUUGUUUUAAUGUUCAGAUAUAUCUCGGUAUUUUGACAUAAUGUGAUGCACUUUUUUUUUUUCUAGAGCCUUCUAUUGUCCAUCGCUUGUUAUCGCCAGUAUACCUCGGUGAUUUCUGUUUACAACGCGCCUUGUUAUCUCGUCUAUUAUGUGGACGGGCCAGCGUGUGACGUCAUGAUCGGACUGAAUUGAGAGUGAACGCCACGAGUGGAUGAUAUGCACCAUGUACAGAUAAGCGUUGGUUUAUAAUGACGAAUAUGUGCGUGUAUUCUUGAUGCAAAUCUGCUCCAUUCCUCCGUCUCGGUCUUAUCGCCCAUCGCUCGGGACGAUCCGAUUCGAACCUCCGCCAACCGUUGCAUUCAAGUGCUUUCAUUAUUUGGGGGUUUAUUGCCAGAAUGACCUUAUGCUGAUCUCUUCUCGUGACAUACUUUUUUAUUUUUGUGCAAGAUUCACCAAAUCAUUGUGUUCCCUUUUUUAUAUGUAUAUUUUUUAAAUUGAUCAUUUACUUUGCUAGUUGAUUCAGAGCUUUGUUUAACAAACGCGUUCUUGUUUUGUAAUUGCAGUAUCUUCCAUCGUUAUCAUGUUAUGGUCUUUCAUUACAUACCUCUCUUAAUAUACUUCCUGUAUGAACGAUUGUACUCUGCCCGUUUUCUGACAUACUGUAUUUCACACAUUACCUCAACACUUGUCUGGGCACACAAGUGUGCACUUUUCUUUCUCAUUCAUUCAUCUAAAAUGCAUUCUAUUCGAUUGACUUUGUUCACUCUUAUGAAACACAAUGCUUUACUGUUCCCGUAGAGAAGCGGCGUUUUGAGAAACUGCAAUAGGAAAAAAAGAUUUGACUAUUCCUCUUCAUCCAUUCCUUGUCAUCAAUAAAAGUGCUAAA